Macadamia integrifolia is the source of this 746-nucleotide messenger RNA. RefSeq lists its product as uncharacterized. The transcript is spliced from 3 exons. NCBI's taxonomy places the organism in Eukaryota, Viridiplantae, Streptophyta, Magnoliopsida, Proteales, Proteaceae. Bases 87 to 470 code for a protein of 127 amino acids. The record is from RefSeq and is a predicted model, not a curated record.
GCCUCAUUUUCUUAAUCUACCACCUCUUGUUAGUUAUCCUUGUUUAUGUGAAUCUUCUUCCUCCAUCACCAUCACAACGUUGUAAAAUGGGACGUGAAGAAAUAAAGGCGUAUCUCAUGGCGAGACCAUCAGAAUGGUAUUUAGAAGAAAGGAAACGUAAAGAUAUUAAAGGGCAUAAAGGGAGAACUGAUAGGUACUACUGGAAUCAUUUGGAGAAAACAUUUUUUCGAUCUUUGAAGGAAGUUGAAAGGUACAUCGAAACAGGUGUGGUGCCGAAACCUCCGCCAAAGAUUAAGAAGCCAAGACUUGAAGCCAACAAUCUGAUGCAAGGCUUUUCAGCAGAUAAAAGUAAGGGGAAAUCUGGCCAAUCUCUCACUGCUUCCUCCUCUAUAUCCAGCGAACAGCUGCUCCUUAUGGCACCCAUUGCAGUCAAACGUAGAUACUUCUUAACACUCGUUCUUCAAGAAUAAAAGAUUUAUUCUCUCUCUCUCUCUCACACACACAUUUUGUUUUUAGCUUGGACUUUAGCAGCAGGUGAGAAGAGAAAAAGAAUUCCAUCUGCUUACAAUCUUUUUCUGAAGUAAGGAGAAAAAGUCCAUAUUCUUUAAUCUAUACUAUCACUCCACGCACAAAUUCCCCCGGAAUGAAAAGAUAAUUUCUGUUGUUAGUUUUGUUCCAUAUUCUCUUAUAAAUGUGAUCCGAUUAUGUAAAUUGGUUUCCAUUGGAAGGGAGGAAAUACAACGCGU